Molecule: messenger RNA, 1733 nt
Organism: Baudoinia panamericana UAMH 10762
Lineage: Eukaryota; Fungi; Ascomycota; Dothideomycetes; Mycosphaerellales; Teratosphaeriaceae
Exons: 1
Coding region: 120-1325 (401 amino acids)
Source: RefSeq, a predicted model, not a curated record
AUUGUCUUCCUCUCUCCAUCACACAAAAACAACAAUAAAACAAAAGUAACGCCCGUUUCCUAGCUUUUUCCUUUAUUAUUAUCUCCUUGUAACAUUCACUUGUUCAAUUGGUACACAUAAUGCACGGCAAGCUUGCAUCCACCGCCCUUCUGGGCUUUUCUGCCAUCGCGGCCGCCGCUCCUUGGGGUAACUCCUGGUCCACCACAGUUUCCAGCUCGUACAGCACUGCAUCAGUCGCUAGCAGCACCCACAGCAGCGUUUCGGCCAGUGGCACUGCAAUUCCGCCGAUCAAUGACCUGGACAACAUCAGCGCCGCUGACCUUGCCGCGAUCGAGCAGGUCGCUGGAGGCACUCUCUCCAAUGCCACUGGUGGCGCUAAGCCUUCCGGUAAUUCCAUCACCUCAGUGGCCUUCGUCGCCUUCAACGAGCUGUUCGAAGUCGCCUUCUUCACUGAGCUCGUCUACAACAUCACCAACAACGUCCACGGUUUCGACCACAUCCCCAACCGCGACAGCGUCCUCAACAUCCUCAAGGUCCACCUCGCUGACGAAGAACUCCACGCCAUCAACGCCAUCAAGGCCGUCCAAGGCGUUGCCAACACCACCAUCGCCCCUUGCCAGUACACCUUCCCGGUAACCACCUUCAACGACUCCAUCGCCCUCGCCUCGAAGUUCACCGACGUUGUCCUCUCCACCCUGCCGGACAUUCAGACCAUCUUCGCUCAGAACAACGACGCCGGCCUCAUCCGUGGUGUCGGUAGCGUCAUCGGCCAAGAAGGCGAGCAAGAUGGCUUCUACCGCGAGCUCCUCGGCAAGGUUCCGGCUCAGCUGCCCUUCCUGACCGCCGGCGCGCGCAACUUCGCCUUCAACGCCAUCAACCAGAACUUCAUCGUCCCCGGCUCUUCCUGCCCCGCCCGCGAUACCCUUCUUGCGGGUCUCAACGGCGGCGAAGGCCUCAAGCUCUUCGACGUCCUUAACAUCGAGACCUCCGCCUCCGAGUUCACCGACGAGACCGACAUCGAGGCCACCUUCUCGGUCCUAACCUCCACUCAGCAGCCAGCAGCACAGAGCUUCGCCGUGCAAUCCACGCCCUCGAACUGCCUGACCUACAUCAACCAGCAGAACGUCCCGCUGCAGUUCCCCGUCACGCUUGAGCUCAGCGGCAAGAACGACGGUAAGAUCGAGUUCACCGCGCCGUUCCCGGGCAAGACGCACUUCCUCAACGGCUUGACCAUCGCUGUUGUUACGGAUAGCUGCAACUUGACGGAUGUGGAUCAGAUCUCGGAGCACACUGUUUUCGGCCCGGCGUUGAUUGAGGUCAACUAAGCGGCUGCGGGGGAAGGCUACGGGAGUGAUGGUUGUUCACGAGUGCUCGCACGAUGAGCGGGCGGCUGGGACCUUACGGUUGUUAGAAUGGUAUUCGGGAUGAGGAGACGCAUAGCAUGAUCUGUGCUGUACAUUCUGCGCUGCGUAUUGGUGUUUGCUUACUUGCUUCCUGUACGCUCAUUCAGCCCGUAAUAUACUUGCUUCUUGCAAGGUCUCCAUAUGACUAUCCCUACGCGCUGUGCAUCUUUCAGGAACAACGACGUUAUGCAGGCUUCUAUGAUUGAAUAUGGAGCGUGCCUCUCAAAGAACUUCAACAUGAUCUGUUGAGCUUGGCUUCAUAGGCGUGGACUUUGCCAAUAUUUAUCAAUCACUCUGCCGCCAGUCCCCCAGACAAUCUAGGACAUCGUC